Mobula hypostoma (lesser devil ray) is the source of this 1020-nucleotide messenger RNA. RefSeq names its product mas-related G-protein coupled receptor member X2-like. NCBI's taxonomy places the organism in Eukaryota, Metazoa, Chordata, Chondrichthyes, Myliobatiformes, Myliobatidae. Gene Ontology annotation, biological process: G protein-coupled receptor signaling pathway. The transcript has a single exon. Bases 1 to 1020 code for a protein of 339 amino acids. Gene Ontology annotation, cellular component: membrane. The record is from RefSeq and is a predicted model, not a curated record. Gene Ontology annotation, molecular function: G protein-coupled receptor activity.
AUGUCUUCGAUGUGCUUCAGCAACGACUCGAACAGCACCGAACUCCAGCGACUGCCGCCGCACGCCCGCACUAUCUCAGGCUUGCUGCUGCUCACUACCGUGGUCGGCUUGCCCCUGAACGGCCUGGCCCUGCGGUACGUGUGCGGGGCCCGGCAACCGUCCCGCGCCCGCGCCCGCGCCCGCUCCCGCAGCCGGCCCCGCUUCGCCCUGUACGUCAUCAGCCUGGUAACGGCUGACUUCCUUUUCCUGUUGCUGCAGGCCCUACACAGCAUCUGCCGGCUGGCUGACAUCCCAGUUGGCGGCACGCUGCUGGUGAUCCGCUGCUUGAUAACGGCCUGCAACAGCAGCAGUGCCUUCCUGCUGGCCUGGCUGAGCGCCGAGAGGGCGCUUGCCCUCGCCUUUCCACACUGGUGGCGGCUAGGUCGCUCGCGGGCCCCAGCCCUCUUCGCCUGCCUCACCUCCUGGGUCCUGGGUCUGGGCAUGGGCGUCCUUUACGGGCUAGCGCGCUUCCACUCGGAUGGGGUGCCGCAAAGGGUCGGCAUCUGGCUGGACUUCAUCCUGGGCUUCUUCACUCCCAUGACCAUCUUCUCCGUGGCCAGCGCAUACGUGGGCUGCCGGGGACGCGCGGCGCUGCCUCGGGAGGCCUCACGCCUGCAGGCUGCCGUGAUCAUUCACGCCGCUGCCUUCCUGCCGUGCUGGGCACCCUACCAUGUCUUUGUCUUCACCUACUACCAGGCGCGCUGGGCCGCUAGACCGUUGUUCUGCUACAGGGCUUACCUGGCCGCCUACUACUCCGUCUGCCUGCUCGACGUCAAAAGUUGCCUAGUUCCAUUGGCCUACGUGCUACCCAGCCGAGAGGUGGGCGCUGGUCUCCGCCGCUCGCUAGCCAGCCUCUUUGAUCGCCGCUUCAGCGAAGACUCGGGGUUGCCCUCGCCCCCCGAAACACCGGGGCCGGCUUUGCUCCCUGACAGCCCGUUCCAGCCAGCCCCCAAGCUCAGCGGGACGGCAUCCGGUUGGUAG